AGUAUCACGCGGGACUCGCAUCUUACUGCUGGUAGAUCGUGACAUUAUUUAACUUAUUACGUGUGUACUUUUCUCGGUGCCCACCCACCAAAGAUGCACUGCUUUCAAUAAUGCAAGUGUCAAAUUAUUUGAAUUGAACGAUUUUGUUUGCGCUUUAGAGCAAGCGCAUUGGGUGAACUCUUUGAAAAUUUAUCUGACAGCGCGAAUUGUGUACUGUGCUAUUUUUUGUGAUUGUUUAUUUUUUUGAGUGAUGUGUGACUAAAUUUUAAUGGAUAUGGAAGUGUUCACAUUUAAACUUUGUGGUUAUUUGAUAUUAUUUGGAGGAGUUUUUGGAUCUUAUUUACAUUCACAAGGAAAAUAUGUCAAUCACUACAGUAACCAGUUUGAUGAUCCUCAAACAAACCGUGGCGUUCUAGCUCACGUCCAGGCCCUGCUCAAGGGAACUGCCCUAUUGCCAUGCGACUUGACGCCGACCGCUCCUAACGAUACUGUGCUUCUAGUGGUUUGGUACAAAGAUGAGCACACCCCGAUUUAUAGUUACGACACCCGAGGUGGUCACGCAACGCUGGCGAAACAUUGGCAGGACACCAAUUUGGAGUCCAGGGCAUUUUUCAGGACGAUGACCGAACCUUCGACUCUCAGUAUCGAUAAUGUUGCUGAAAAGGACGAAGGAGAAUAUAGAUGCAGGAUAGAUUUUUUGCGGUCGCCUACCAGAAAUGCUAGAGUUGCUCUUAAUGUCAUCGUCCCACCACAAAAACCUAGUAUAAUAGACGAAAAAGGAAAAGAAGUCCCAUCACAUGCUGGUCCUUACGAAGAAGGAGGAGACGUAAAACUAACAUGUAUCGUUUCAGGAGGAAAGCCAGAACCAAUAAUAAAAUGGUGGAGGGAAGGUAAACUCAUCGAAUCGACCGAAACUCGUUCUGGUUUUGAGAAAGUUCGAGCUAACCAGCUCAUCGUUCGCGGUUUACAACGGUCCGAUCAACAUGCAGCUUUUACAUGCCAAGCUUCCAAUAACAACAUUAGCCAACCAGUUUCCGCAACCACCACUAUCGAAAUACACUUUCGACCUCUUACUGUUGAAAUUCUGAUCAGCAAUAAUCCAUUCUCUGCGGAUAGAAAGUACGAUAUUCCCUGUCAAACUUUCGGUUCAAGGCCACCCGCUAAAAUUUCUUGGAUAAUGGAUGGAAAAGAGCUACUUCCGCCUAAAUAUAAUGCUACCAGUUCGGACACUGAAGAUGGAAAUUCAACAACUUCUAUUCUAUCUUUUGUACCUGCCAGACUUGACAACGGCCGAUCUCUAACGUGUAGAGCAUCCAAUCAUUUGGUACAAAAUGGCGUCGAAGAGCACACCGUGAAAUUGAAUGUAUUCUAUGUGCCCAUUCUCCACCUGUCUCUGGGUUCGAAUCUCAAUCCUGACGAUAUUGAAGAGGGAGACGAUGUUUACUUUGAAUGCAAGGUAAACGCCAACCCUUGGGCAUACAAAGUUCUAUGGAAACACAACGGUGAAGUGAUGCAGGCCAACCAGAAGGGCGGUGUGAUCAUGAGCACGUUGGCGUUAGCCCUGCAAGGUGUGACUCGCAGUCAAGCGGGAAAUUACUCAUGUGUGGCGUCAAAUGUCGAAGGAGAUGGUGACAGCAACACGGUCGAUCUCAAAAUUAUGUAUAAACCAGUAUGCCGAUCAGUGCAAAAACGUAUAUACGGCGUAGCGAAAGCUGAAAAAGUCAAAGUACUUUGCGAAGUUGAAUCGUAUCCUCCACCAGACACUUUCAAAUGGUUGUUUAACAACUCAGCAGAGUCAUCUGAAGUUCCUAUCACACGAUAUAAAACCGGAGUCCACAGAUUUAGCUCAACUCUAACGUACACACCGAUGACCGAAAUGGACUACGGCACUGUGAUGUGUUGGGCGAAUAAUUUGGCUGGGAGACAGCAGGAGCCUUGUAUAUUUCAUAUCAUUCCUGCCGGAAAACCAGAUCCGCCCUAUAAUUGUACUAUAGUUAAUAUGACGAACGAAUCACUGGAGGUAGAAUGUACCGAAGGAUUUGACGGCGGACAACCGCAACAUUUUCUUCUGGAAGUUUACGAUUCAACGACUGGACUUAUAUUAGCAAACGUUUCUUCAAAAUUUCCUGUCUUUAUCGUGAGUGGUCUGGACCCCGGCAAGUCUCUGAAAAUGAUAGUUUACGCUGCAAACAGUAAAGGAAAAAGUGAACAAGUUCCACUUGAAGGAUUUACUUUGAACGUAGCCGAAAAACAAACAGCAACAACAAUAAUGCAUGACAACAUUCAAAGCGAACAAACAGGACAACUAAGCCAACAAAUUACCGAUUUCCAAAAUCUCAAAAAAUUAUUUGAAGAGCUUAAUUCUUUGGUGAAUAUUCAGGAAAUGACUAGGGCAGUGAAGGAUCUAUCAGCAGCUAUGAAAAAUGCUACUACAAAACUAGAGAAAUUUAAUGCUUAUCAAACCUUUGUUGAGAAUAUUGAUAACUAUAACAUCUAACGAGGUGUAAACUGGUUGACGAUUUAAGGAGUCGGAAAUAACAAUUUAGAAAGAAAUUUAGAUAUAAUUCUUUUUUAAUGUUUGAGUGGAAGAGUCAUCACAUUACAAUUGACACUUUGUGAGAGACUCAUCAAUAAUUUUCUAUAUAUAUAAACCAAUGUAUAGUUUGUAGCUCCAAUAAAACUUUGCUUUUA
This is a messenger RNA of Diorhabda sublineata, 2691 nucleotides long. RefSeq names its product nephrin-like. The transcript is spliced from 14 exons. Gene Ontology annotation, molecular function: protein binding. The record is from RefSeq and is a predicted model, not a curated record. NCBI's taxonomy places the organism in Eukaryota, Metazoa, Arthropoda, Insecta, Coleoptera, Chrysomelidae. Bases 269 to 2497 code for a protein of 742 amino acids.